AUGCUCGGUUGGGAUGCUGCUCCGAGACAGUGCACCUACGACUACCCGUUCACCACUGUCCGCGAGUACAUCGACUUCAUGCAGAAGCUCACCCGGUGGGGUGAGAGUGGCAACCGGGGUUUCAUUGGCCAUCUAGACUCUCGCGAGGUCGCCACCCUUCUUGUGCAAGCUGAGGCUAUCGAGGCUAGGCAGCAGUCUGUCUUCCGCCAGAUGCUUGGCCUCCACCCAAUGCCAAUCUGGUUCGCGCCUGGCAUUCCACAGAGCUGGCACUGGACUCUGCUCUCGCAGUACAUCUCGUCCUGCCCUGAGAACAACACCCGUGUUGCAUGGCAGAACUUCCCUAACCUUUACGUCGCGAACCAACCAAACACCAACCGCAUCAACGCAAACAACACCGAAGAAGACGAGCUCACAACGGGCAGCCGCACUGGCGACCCAUCGAAGUCCUCGAUCGUACCGGAUGACGACAAUUGCCUUCUGACCAACCAGACUGGCGAGUCUUGCGUUGCCGCCAUCUCGCAGAACCGCGAUAUCCCUCUCAGCUACCCAGGCAGACCGAUUGAGCUGACCUGGGACGCUCCUGGUAUCGCCACUGGACCCAACAACUCCUACGUUACUUCGACCACUGCCGGUGAGCCUCAGUUCGUAGCAUGGUUGGGCCAGUACAACCUGACCUACACGCCAUUGGAGAAGACUGGCAACGCCAGCGGUACGACUUACCAGCCUGCCGGUGAUGUCUUCCAGGGUGACCCAGCUCUGAACGGCACUGCAUUCAUCGCACUUACCGAUACCGAUCAGCUGUUUUUGACGCCGUUCAAUCUCAGCUUGAUUCACCCACACGUUGCCGCGCUUGGACUUUACCAGGCUGGUUAG
Fulvia fulva is the source of this 873-nucleotide messenger RNA. RefSeq lists its product as uncharacterized. NCBI's taxonomy places the organism in Eukaryota, Fungi, Ascomycota, Dothideomycetes, Mycosphaerellales, Mycosphaerellaceae. The coding region runs from base 1 to 873 and encodes 290 amino acids. The record is from RefSeq and is a predicted model, not a curated record. The transcript has a single exon.